Cotesia congregata is the source of this 1542-nucleotide messenger RNA. Lineage: Eukaryota; Metazoa; Arthropoda; Insecta; Hymenoptera; Braconidae. The record is from the annotation of a GenBank genome assembly.
AUGAUAAAACAAGCGCGGCUAUCUUUAUCACAUAGUUACAAAAAUCCUCACAGCGUGAAAAUGAAACUUUUAAUUUUAAUUUGUUUGAUAAACUUUGCGUUAUCUUCUGAAGAAAUGUUUCCUCGGAUUUUAAUAAUUGGUUCAGGACCAUCCGGCAUUGCGACCGCUUCAAAAUUGCUUCAGAAUGGAUUUAGAAAUUUGACUAUUCUCGAAGCGGAAAAUCGAAUCGGCGGAAGAGUUUAUUCAAUAAAACUCGGAGAUUAUUUAGUCGACGUAGGAGCGCAAUGGGUGCACGGAGAAAAAGAUAAUGUAGCAUUUGAACUAGCUUGGCCCUUAGGGCUUCUUGAAAGAUUGAGCGACAACAAAGAAUUUGAUUUUAAUUCGAAAAUAUAUGGAUCUAAUGGUGAAGAAAUAUCUUUAAACGCAUCAAGCUCUUUGGUUGGAUAUCUUAUGGAGAAUAUUAGUUCGUCCGAUUCUAUCAAUGAAAGCCUCAAAGAUUUGAAAAGCGUUUCGUUUGGAGAAUACGCUGAGAAGAAGUUAAUGGAAUUUUUUAAAAAUAACGAAGAAAUACCUGCCAAUAAACACAAACCAUUGCUUCAUCUUUUGGACAUGGUAGAAAUGACAAAUGAAGCUGCUCCAUCUUGGCACAAUCUUUCGGCGAAAAACGUCAGAGAUUAUCCAGAAUGUGAAGGAGAUCAGGCUAUUAAUUGGAAAGAAAGAACUUAUGCUACUAUUUUGGACAUACUUAUGAAAAAAUAUCCGAAUCCGGAAGAAGAAUUACCUGUGAAGAAUAUAACAAAGUUAAAUACAAAAGUUACUGAGAUAAAAUAUGAUGAAACUCCUCUAAAAGUAAUCACUGCUGAUAAAGAAGAAUACUUGGCUGACCAUGUAAUAGUUACAGUGUCUUUAGGAGUUCUUCAGAAGAAUAUCGACACUUUAUUCAAACCUCAGUUGCCUGAGAAGAAACUCAAUACAAUAAAAAGUCUUUCUUUUGGAACAGCGGCUAAAAUAUUGAUUUAUUAUGACGUUCCAUGGUAUGUAAAUGAACCAAUUGGUUUGUGGGCGAUGUAUUGGACUGAAGAAGACCAAAAACAAAUCGAAAAUGAUCCUCAGAAGAGAUGGAUGCUCGGUUUAUCUGUAGGGUCCAAAACAGAGCACAAGCCCAAAUUGUUUGUACUAUGGGUCACUGGGCCUCAUGUCAAUGAAAUGGAAACUCUUUCUGAAGAAAUGUUCCAAGAACAGGUCAAAGAUAUUUUAAAGAGGUUUUUUGGAAAAGCCUGCAACCUCACGGAGCCUUCAAUAAUAAAACGGAGUUCUUGGAGCACUAAUGAAAAUUUUCUUGGAACGUGGAGUUACGUUUCUGUUCAAGCUGAAGUCAAUGGGAUUGAUAAUAAAGAUUAUGCCGAGCCAAUUAUGAAAAAUGAGUCACCAGUUUUGCAGUUUGCUGGAGAAGCGACUGCGUAUCAUUCUGCUACAGUUCAUGGAGCAAUUGAAUCUGGGUGGCGAGAAGCUGAUCGUUUAAUAAAAUUCUAUAAUAAAUAA